Molecule: messenger RNA, 1491 nt
Organism: Parnassius apollo (apollo)
Lineage: Eukaryota; Metazoa; Arthropoda; Insecta; Lepidoptera; Papilionidae
Source: the annotation of a GenBank genome assembly
AUGCGCGGGCGGGUGCCCCUCGGUCGGCUGGUGGUGGCGGGCACCGCCGCCUUGCUCGCCGCAGCCGCCCUAGGCGCCGCCCUAGCUUGGAACCAGAUCUUCGACGCCGCACUUAGCGCUCAAAUGACGCUCACUCCAACCUCCCGGUCUUUCCGAGAGUGGGUAGAACCAACUGUGCCGUUGUACUUCGACGUAUACCUAUUCAACUGGACCAAUGCGGAUCAGUUUCCUGAAGAAAUUCCUAACUUGGUAGAAAUAGGUCCGUACCGGUUCCGAGAGAAGCGAAGUCACGUGAAUGUGACGUGGCAUCCGCACAACGGCUCCGUGUCGUACCAGACUUUCAGGAGUUGGGAGUUCGAUGAGAGCAGCAACGGCACGCUGCAGGACAACAUCACAACCCUCAACAUUAUUGCUGCUUCUGCAGUUUACAGGUCCAGGGAUUGGGGCUUUAUCAGGCAGAAAGGGCUGUCGAUGGGACUGGCGAUGUUCGGAGAGGGUAUGUCGAUAUCCAGAUUGGCCGGUGAACUGCUCUUCGAGGGUUACGAUGAUCCACUACUGGAUCUAGCGAAGAGUUUGCCAGAGAGCACAACUGGUGGGGCACCGCCAGUAGACAGAUUUGGAUUAUUCUAUGGGAGAAACAACUCAAUAGACACGGAUGGUUUCAUGGAGGUGUCAACGGGCGCUCGCAGUGGCUCGUUACCUGGACAGAUCUUGAAGUGGAAUCAUCUCGACCAUCUGCCAUAUUACGGCGGUAAAUGUUCAAAGCUGGCGGGUAGUGCUGGCGAGUUCAUGCCGCACAAUCUGACGGAGGAGUCAGGCCUUACUCUGUUCGUGCCGGACUUGUGCCGCACGGUUCACAUGCAGCACACCGACAGUGGACAGAUAGGGGGUCUGCCUUACCACAAAUACGCUCUCACGGAAACAAGUUUCGACAACUCAUCAUCAUCACCAUCGAACUCGUGUUUCUGCAACGGCGAGUGUGCUUGGGGUGGGGUGAUGAACGUAUCAUCGUGUCGCUACGGAUCGCCGUCAUUCCUCUCGCUGCCGCACUUCUUGUACGGUGACCCUCAACUGCGAGAACUCGUCAGCGGCAUGGAGCCUGACCCUGAGAAACACUCCUUCUACUUCGCAGUGGAACCGAAUUUAGGAGUACCCCUGGAUGUUGCAGGGCGCUUUCAGCUAAACGUGUGGAUGGAACCUAGCGAAAACAUUGCUUUAUAUGAGAACGUGCCCAAGAUGCUGUUCCCAAUAUUCUGGGUAGAACAGCGAGUGCGUGUAGAAGACCGGGUGCUGUCAGAGCUGCGUGUAGUGCGCGGGAUAUACGACUGGGGUGGGGCGGUUUGUGCCGGGAUGACCCUGUUCUUCACUGCUUUCGCUGUCAAAGUGCUUUGUUGCGCUAAGAAACAUAAAUAUUCAAGAUAUUCCAGGCCUUGCGAAGUCAUUAGCGGGAAACCAAAGGAUGAAGCGGAACUAAAAUUGAACUCAAUGUAG